Molecule: messenger RNA, 2457 nt
Organism: Penicillium robsamsonii
Lineage: Eukaryota; Fungi; Ascomycota; Eurotiomycetes; Eurotiales; Aspergillaceae
Product: putative C6 transcription factor
Exons: 2
Coding region: 1-2457 (818 amino acids)
Biological process (GO): DNA-templated transcription; regulation of DNA-templated transcription
Molecular function (GO): DNA binding; zinc ion binding; DNA-binding transcription factor activity, RNA polymerase II-specific
Source: RefSeq, a predicted model, not a curated record
AUGUCGUUCCCUUCAGCUUCUCCGGAGCCAAAUCUCUCUCCUGUCAAUAAUUCUCCGAAUACCUCGCUGCCUAAUUUGACCGCUCCCCGCCACGUAGCUACGGAACCCCCGAGCUCGACCUCUCGCAGCUGUGUGACCUGCCGCCGCAGGAAAGUCCGGUGCAAUAAGAGGUCUCCGUGUUCAAAUUGUACCAAAGCCGGCAUCGACUGCAUCUUUCCUCCUCCUGGUCGUGCCCCGCGGAAAUCAAAGCGUCCACCGGACGCGGAGCUGCUUUCGCGGUUGCGUCGCUUGGAAGGUGUCAUUGAUCAUCUUAGGGGCAGUGGUAAUACAGAAGGUGCAUCGACCUCAACUCAGGCGUCUUCUUCUACAACUGGAUCUUCGACCGUUCGGAGUGAACCGACUGCGCCCACUUCUGUUUCGACCGAGCCAUCUUCUGUUUCGACUGAGCCACCGAACCAGGCUCCCUGUCCGUUCGAAGAAUCAGAUCCGAAGAAACUUGCUCCCAAUAAGUUUAAGAAUGAAUUUGGACGCUUGGUCAUUGAUGAAGGCCGGAGUCGAUAUGUCAGCAAUCGGCUCUGGGCUAGUCUUGGGGACGAGAUCGAGGAACUACAAGAUCUCCUUGAUCAUUCAUCGUCAGAGGAAGAUGACACGCCUUCACCGGAGUCCUCUCACUCGGGCUCACAUGACGGUUUCCUUUUUGGAUUUUACUCACUUUCACAGUCUCUUCGAGAGUUUCAUCCCUCCAUUUUCAAGGUCUCAAUACUUUGGGAAAAAUAUUGGGAAAAUGUGGCUCCGUUGAUCACCAUCGUACACAGACCGACUGCCAAAAAUCUGUUUGCCGAGGCAGCACGGAACCCAGAUACUCUGGACAAAAAUUCAGAGGCACUGUUAUUUGCCAUGUAUCUUUGCAGCAUUGUCAGCAUGAAGCCGGAUGAGUGCUUGUCCCAGUUCGGCGAAGCGCGACCUAUUGCCGUUAAGCGGUACAGGUUUGCUACAGAGCAAGCGUUGGCGAAAGCUGGGUUCUUGAAUACACAAAGCUUGGUUCUUCUGCAAGCCGCUGUCUUAUUCUUGGUAUGCGUGCGACGAGAAGAUGAUAGCAAGUUUGUGUGGUCCAUGACCUCGAUCGUAUUACGCCUUUCUCAGAGCUUGGGUUUACACCGGGAUGGCACAAAUUUCGCUCUGAAACCGUUUGAAACGGAGAUGCGACGCCGAUUGUGGUGGCAUAUCUCACUGUUGGAUGUGCGCUCAUCUGAAGACCAUGGGACGGACCCACUUAUUCACGAGAGCAUGUAUGAUACUCGGCUGCCAUUAAAUAUCAAUGACGAUGACCUGUCGCCCGACAUGGAGACAGCCCCAGAAGAGCGGGAAGGCUACACGGAUGUUACAUUCUGCCUCAUUCGCUGUGAGAUCACGAGCGCUUUGCGAAGAGCAAAUUACGUGUGUCCCGGGCCCCAGGUUCGUUUACCUAACAGUCUACCGCCCAUAGAUCGUGCCGGGCGGAUGAUUCAGAUUAUCAGUGAACGAUGUGAGCAACGGUAUAUCAGACACUGUGAUAUGAACAUCCCCAUGCAGUGGUGCACCGCCACAGUUGGGCGUCUGAUUCUGGCUAAAUUAUGGUUGAUCCUCCAUCACCCAAUGACCCGAAAAAGCCGCGGAAGUAAUGUGUCACAAGCAACGAGAGAGAGCUUGUUUCUGACUGCAAUUGAGGUCCUCGAGUUUGGCCACUUGCUUGAAGCUGAUCCCAAGACCUCCAAAUGGGGCUGGCUGUUCCGGACCAAUAUGCAAUGGCACGGAAUCGCAUUCGUUCUGUCUGAGAUAUGUGUCCGCCCAAUUUGCCCUAUUUCAGAUCGAGCUUGGAGCGCUGUCAGUGCGAUCUACGCGGAAUGGGCCACGCAGGCCACACAUAAGAAGGGCAUGCUGUGGCGGCCGCUCGCCGCCUUGAUGAAAAGAGCUGCUGCUACCCGGUCCAAGCAGAGGCAAGAAUUGCUAUCUACUUUUGGACCGGUGCCAGCCACAGUAGAGCCCAUUCAAAAUACCCUCGAUAGUCACGUUCUUCCCCGGGUUCAUAUACCAAUGGGGAUGCUGGAUUCGCCCUCGACAGAUCCAUCUGACCCAGCAGCACCAAUUAUAUAUGAUUCAGACUACAAUAUUGACCUCAGCAAUGGACCGUUGGGUGCUGUCCGAAACAUGUUCCCUGACACAAAUAUCCUAGCUACAUCAAACGGUAUAUUCGAUGCUCCACCAGCCCAGAAUAAUAUCUCGGCACCCAGCUUGUCCGCAAGCCUGCCCUACACCACAGGAAUGAGCAAUCCAUUCUUGAGUCAGACUCCUUUUCCCGAUGCCGGUCAACUCAGCUGGGAGGAAUGGGAUCAAGUCAUGCGUGAUUUCCAGAUGGAUAUUGAAAAUGACAAUUCUCAACCAACCAACGCAACUAAUUUUACCGAAUGGUCUGCUUAG